Molecule: messenger RNA, 1248 nt
Organism: Scaptodrosophila lebanonensis
Lineage: Eukaryota; Metazoa; Arthropoda; Insecta; Diptera; Drosophilidae
Gene: Rsph1
Product: radial spoke head 1 homolog
Exons: 2
Coding region: 70-1101 (343 amino acids)
Cellular component (GO): cytosol
Source: RefSeq, a predicted model, not a curated record
ACCCAUUCAUACGAAUUUGUGUAAAUUGUGAGACAAGUGUGUAUAUAUAUUUUUUGGUUUGCCGCAACCAUGAGUGUUUCGGAAUUCUCCGAAGAGUCGGACUUGUCCUUUCCCGACGAGGAGGAUGAGGGACCAAACAUAGGCCUCUACAUAGGCGGUCGAAAUGCCGCCAGUCAGCGUCACGGACGUGGUUGGGCGAUUUUGCCGAAUGGAGAUCAGUACGAUGGCAAUUACCGGAAGGGUCGUCGCCAUGGCAUUGGCCUUUAUGUGUUCAAAGGUGGAGCCCGCUACUAUGGGCAGUAUCGGUGCGGAAAGCGCUGCGGACGUGGCAUCUUUAUAUAUCCCGACGGCUCCGUAUACGAGGGGAACUGGCGCAAGCAUCUGAAGCAUGGAAAGGGACGCUAUAACUAUGUAAAUGGGGAUACCUAUUCGGGGGACUGGUACAAGGGCAUGCGCCAUGGAGUCGGCAUUUAUAGUUUCAACACAAACAUCGACAACUGCUGUCUGACGGUGCGCCUCAAGUCCACAUGGAACUCGAAUGUGCGCAUGGGCCCCUUCGAGCUGUAUAUUGGAAAUGAUGAUAAGUGCAUCAUACUUCACGGCAUUUGGGACACACUCUUCCCUGUUGGCCCGGCCGUCUUCAGUUUUGACAAUCGCUAUCUACUCCUCGGCUACUUCCUCUCGCCAAAUCAAAAUAUUAGCGCUGUGCGUGCCGCCGAGGAGUUUGGCGAGGAGCUUCAAGCCGAGGGCGAGGACGAAGAAGGUAAUAUAUUGCCGUUGCAGCCGACUCUUUGGUUCGCCCAAGAAAUUGCCGUUUACGACUAUUCGCUGCUGCCACAAGAGCCGGUGCCGCUUCCCAUAUCCGACUCGGAGCUCUCAGUGUGCUCGUUGUCUACUGUGCCGAGCAUCCGCAGCGAGGAGAGGAUCUCAUACUACGGCGAAGGCGAGGAAGUGGAAGGCGAGGAGGGCGAAAUGGAGUGUUUCCCGUGCGAGUGCGAGUACAGUCUCAGCGAAGUUGAGUCAGACAGCGAACCAUGCAAGAUCGAUGCCAGUCCUUGCGCCAUCGAAAUUCUUAAACAGCCUGAAUGUCCGGAGACUUAAGCUCCUAUAUAACGGAAACAUGUUUUUUUUACAGAAGCAUGCAAGAGUUUGUUACGAUUUCCGGUUUUUAAAAUAAUAAUAUUUAGUUCUGUCAAAUUAAUACAAUCUGCGCCUAAAAACCAACAAAAAUAAAACAUUUCCACGCAA